Messenger RNA from Telopea speciosissima, 1383 nucleotides. RefSeq names its product protein PSK SIMULATOR 3-like. The transcript has a single exon. The record is from RefSeq and is a predicted model, not a curated record. Bases 1 to 1383 code for a protein of 460 amino acids. Gene Ontology annotation, biological process: positive regulation of growth. NCBI's taxonomy places the organism in Eukaryota, Viridiplantae, Streptophyta, Magnoliopsida, Proteales, Proteaceae.
AUGUCACGCCUCCUCUCCCUCUACAAGUCCCUCUCCGACGAAGAACUCAACAAACUCCGCAACGAGAUCGUGAAAUCUGAGGGCGUCUCUUAUCUCAACUCUAAAGACGAAAGUUUCCUUCUCAACCUCGCCUGUGCCGAACGAAUCGAAGAUCUCGACCACUGCGCCAUCACCGUCACUCGACUCGGCAAAAAAUGCUCCGACCCUGCAUUAUGCAAUUUCAAAGAUGUCUACUCCGAUCUCAAAUUUGGUAUCCUCAACAUUAGCAAAUUGGAUUUCGUGUCGAAGGAGGUCGAUAAGAACAUCGAGAAGAUGGAGAAGCUAAUUUCUGCGACCUCAAAUCUGUACUUAGAAUACCAUUCUUUGUCCGAAAUGGAAGUAGCGGAGCGGAAAUUGAAGCAAUGGAAUCAAAACACGGCCAUGGAGAACUCCAACUCGGAGGUUUUCGAUCAGAAAUUAGCGGCUCAGAGACAAGUGGUUGGGCACUUCCAAGAGUUAUCCCUUUGGAGCCAAACCUUCAACAAGGCCGUUGGUCUCAUGGCUCGAAUCAUCUGCUUCGUCUACGCCCGAAUCUGUGUAUUUUUCGGACCCUACGUUUCGGUCCUCCCUCCAGUAUCGACCCGAAACGUCCGUUCCCGUUCGGGGCCGUUACAGAACCAGACUCUUCAAAACAAUCCGAUUCCUGACAAGCCUCGCACGAAAUCUGGACCACUUGGAAAACCACCCAAACGGAACUUAAUCAGGUUUUUGAGUCGGGACUCAAACCCGAUCGAAGAUGCCCCAAUUGGAGUCGGAUUUGGAUUCGGAUUCGGUAUCGGGUUCCAAGAGAACCACUACUAUGUAUUUGGUGAUGGAAAGAAGAACAAAUUAGUACAGGUGGCGCCGCCGUCGACGCUUGGUGGUUCCGGACUCUCGUUACGAUACGCGAACGUGAUAAUUCAGGUAGAGAGGUAUCUGAACUCACCUUGCUCCAUCGGAGACGAUGAGAGAGAGAAUCUUUAUCAGAUGUUACCGACAAGUUUGAAGAUGUCGGUGAGGUCGAAGUUGAGGAAUAGGUGGAAGAGGAGGAAAGGGGAAGGCGGCGAGUCCGAGUCAUGGGAGGACAAGUCGCUGGCGGAGGGGUGGAGAGAAGCUUUGAAGGGGAUAAUGGGAUGGUUAGCACCCAUGGCGCAUGAUACUGUGAGAUGGCAAGCGGAGAGGAAUUUUGAGAGGCAAAAUUUCGAAGCGAAGCCGACAGUGUUGUUGUUGCAGACAUUUCAUUUCUCGGAUAGAGAGAAGACGGAGGCAGCGAUAGCCGAGAUUUUGGUCGGUGUGAGUUGCAUAUUCCGGUAUGAGAAUCGUUAUUUCGGUUCUAGCUCCGGGUCAGAUGACGAUUUUAGGUGA